CAGAGAGAUAAAAAACAAAACACAAGUGUUGAGCGUGUUUUAUUAGUGUCCCUCUCUUUCUCUGUCCUUAAAAACACAGCAACAACCGACUUUAUUACAUUAUAAUACCCCUCUUCCUUAUCAUCUCUAUCUACCACCAUCUCUUCUCUUCACAUAGGAGAAAAGAAGAGCUGAGACAGAAACUCUCUUUCUCUCUUUACCCAGAGUUUUGUCAAACUGUGAAGAAAACAACUCACAAAAUCUAACUAUGAAUAAACAAGAUGUUAUGAAGCUUCAGACAUGUGUUCUGAAAGUGAACGUACACUGUGAAGGAUGUAAGCAUAAAGUGAGGAAACAGUUGCAGAAAAUCGAAGGAGUGUACUCUGUAAAAGCAGAUGUGGAACAGGGGAAAGUCACUGUAACAGGAAACGUUGACCCAGCUAUCCUCGUUAAGAAACUGAGCAAGUCAGGGAAACACGCCGAGAUCAUAGGCGGCGGAGGAGGCGGAGGAAAAGGGUUUCCUAAUCUGAAUGGGCAGUUUGGUAAUCUCAGUAUGAACGGGAAAGGUGGGAAAGAGAGCAACCAAGCUAAGGGGAAACCUAAUGGUGGUGGUGGUGGUGUUGGUGGGGGACAUGGAGGUCAACCAAUGCAAUUGACACCACAGCAGAUUCAACAAAUGAUGAUGAUGAAGGCUGCUCAAGCUCAAGGUGGUGGUGGUGGUGGUGGUGGUCAUGGCGGGAAGGAUAUGAAGAUGAUGAUGCCUCCUGUGGCGUCCAAGGAUCAGAAGAAGUCUGUUAAGUUUGCUGAAGAGGAGGACGAUGAGUUUAGUGAUGAUGAUUACGAUGAUGAGUUCAGUGAGGAUGAUUAUGAUGAUGAUGAGUUCGAUGAUGAGGAUGAGGAUGAUGAUAUGGGAGGAGGACAUGGUCAUGGUGGGGGAGGAGGUGGUAAUCAUCACAUGCCUCCUAACAAGAUGAUGAUGAUGCCUAACAAGAUGAUGCCUCAAAUGGGUGGUGGUGGUGGUGGAGCUAAGGGACCUAAUGAGAUGAUGAUGAUGAUGAAUGGUUUCAAAGCCGGCGGUGGUGGUGGCGGCGGAGGAGAGGGGAAGAAAGGUGGUGGCGGGUUUGAGAUUCCGGUGCAAAUGAAGGGAAUGGGUGAGGGUAAAAUGGGGAAAGAAGGCAAGAAAGGAGGAGGAGAUAAAGGUGAUAAAGAAGGAAAAAAGAACAAAGGAGGUGGGGGCAAAAAUGGAAAAACAGAUGCCAAAAGUGGUGGUGGUGGCCUGCUAGGGUUUUUCAAAAAUGGUAAAAGUGGUAAAGGAGAUGAGAAGAAGGGAGGUGGUAAGAAAGAAGGAGGCGGUGGAGGUGAUAAGGUCAAAUCCUCCGGUGGUGGGGGAGGAGGAGUUCAUCAUUAUGACAGUGGGCCUAAAAAAGGUGGAGGUGGUGGGUCAAAAGGAGGAGGACAUGGGGCCCAUGAUAUUAAUGAGCUCAUGAAACACCACAAAGCAGGCGGAGGAGGAGGAGGUAACAAGGGUAAUCAUAGUGCUAAGGGGAUGGGUGGACCAAUGGGUCAAGGCGGUCCGAUGGGUAUGAUGGGUCAAGGCGGUCCUAUGGGCAUGAUGGGACACCAAGGUGGUCAGAUGGGUCCUAUGGGACAUCAAGGUGGCUCUUACCCGGCGGUUCAAGGCUUGCCGAUGAGUGGAGGUGGAGGUGGAGGAUAUUAUCCACAACCAGCUCAGGCAAGUCAUCAAAUGAACCAACAACAAUAUAUGCAAAUGAUGAUGCAUCAGCAACAACAACAAGCUGCAGCUGCAGCUCAUGGAGGAUAUGGUGGUGGUCACGGUGGAGACAUGUACCAUCCAAUGAUGUAUGCUCGACCUUAUCCGUCGGUGAACUAUGCUCACCCACCGCCUAUGCCGCCUCCACAUUCGGAUUCUUAUACUCAUAUGUUCAGCGAUGAGAAUCCAGGUAGCUGUAGUAUAAUGUGAUCUUUUGUAAUGUUUUAAUUAGAAGAAAAAACGGAUAUGAAUAUGUUUGUCUUAGAACUCUUUAUUAUGUAUUUUUUUGGGAUGUCUUUUUUCUUUUAAAACUCUCUUGAGGG
Molecule: messenger RNA, 2073 nt
Organism: Brassica oleracea var. oleracea
Lineage: Eukaryota; Viridiplantae; Streptophyta; Magnoliopsida; Brassicales; Brassicaceae
Product: glycine-rich cell wall structural protein 1.8
Exons: 3
Coding region: 248-1960 (570 amino acids)
Molecular function (GO): metal ion binding
Source: RefSeq, a predicted model, not a curated record